AUGAGAUCCGUAGAGGAUAAGGGGUGCUAUAACAACCAUGGACCAACUCAGGAGAUUUCUGGCAGCAGUUCUAUAAAUUUUGAGUUUCACAAAGCAAAUGGAGCUAGCCGUACCCCUCAUCAUCGAACAGGCUUAGGCAAACCAACGCCAUCAAAAUGGGAUGAUGCACAAAAAUGGCUAGUGGGGCUGUCAAGAGGACCAGACAAAAACCAAUCCAAAACCAAGCCCAGAAACUCAAAUGCAGAUGACUUGAGACUCAUAGCUCCUGUGCCACAGAAGGAGCAGGACUAUUCAAGUGGAGAGGAUGAUGGGGUAGAAGAUCAAGAAGAAGAAGAAGAAGAGGAAAAUGGAUGUGAUGGCUCUGCAAGGCCAAAUCAAUAUGAUGUGGAGACAAAGAAAGUGGACUGUGAUGACUCAGUUUGGAGAAGCAACAAACCAAUGGAAAACUCAACAGCAGCUAUGAGAUCUUUAUGUUUGAGGGACAUGGGAACAGAAAUGACCCCCAUUGCAAGCCAAGAGCCUUCGAGAACUGCCACCCCUAUUAGAGCCACAACUCCAGCGGCACGGAGCCCUAUAUCUUCAGGAUCCUCCACCCCAGUAAGGCCAUGCCAACAUGGGAUGCAAGCUAGUCAGGGCUAUCAAAAAUCCACUGAUGGCAGAAGUAGUCAUGAGGCCAAGUCUUGUGGGAGAGGGAGUGGUGCAGCCAAAAGGUAUGUAGAAGAAUCAAAUGCUUGCAAGAGUAUGCCUGACAACCAGAACUCAGAUCAAGCUAGGAAACCAAGUCCCCUAGAAACUCGAGCAAUGGCUUGGGACGAGGCAGAACGUGCUAAAUAUAUGGCAAGGUAUAAACGCGAAGAGGUCAGAAUACAAGCCUGGGAAAAUCAUGAGAAGAGGAAAGCUGAGAUGGAAAUGAGAAAAAUGGAGGUGAAAGCUGAGAGAAUGAAAGCUCGGGGUCAAGAAAAGUUAACGAAUAAACUUGCCGCAACUAGAAGAAUAGCUGAAGAAAAGAGGGCUAAUGCAGAGGCCAAACUCAAUGAAAAAGCUUUAAGAACUUCAGAAAAGGCAGAUUACAUAAGGAGGACUGGCCAUUUGCCUUCUACAUUCUCAUUCAAGCUGCCUUCUCUUUGCUGGGAAGGGUUUCUUAUAUCUGAGUAUGUGAACCCUUCGGCCCCAAAAUGCUCCAUUUCCUACCACAGGGCAAAAAAUCUAAGAAAGAAUAGUGGUAGUGAUAGAGUGGAGGUGGUGGUGGUAGGGAUGGCGCUUGUGGAGGUGGUGGUAGUGACAGCAUGGUGGUGGAGGUGGCAGCAUGGUGGUGGUGGUGGUGGUGUUGGUUGUGGAGGUGGUGGUGGAUGUGGAAGUUUUGAAGGAGGUGGUGGUUGUGGUGGUGGUGUUGGUGGUGGUGGUGGUGGUGGUGGAGGUGAAGGUGGAGUUGGUGGUGGUGGUGGUGGUGGUUGUGGUGGAGGUGGAGGUGAAGGUGGAGUUGGUGGUGGUGGCGAUGGCGGUGGUUGUACAGGUAGUGAAUGUGGUGGUGUAAGUGGUGGAGUUGGAUGUGGAAGUGGAGGUGGUGUUAUUUUUUAA
Molecule: messenger RNA, 1578 nt
Organism: Prunus armeniaca (apricot)
Lineage: Eukaryota; Viridiplantae; Streptophyta; Magnoliopsida; Rosales; Rosaceae
Source: the annotation of a GenBank genome assembly